CAAAAUUUGAAGGAGAUUUCAAGAAACAAGCCAGCAGCUGGGCGGGUUCCUCUUUGGUUUAUACACAAUGGCGUCUAAUGCCAGCUUUGCGAAGUGGGCUGUUUUAAUGCUGCUGUUAGCUAGCUUUGGAGGGGCGGCAGCGUUCAGCGUUAGCUAUCUGCAGGGAUGCGACAAGUCCAACAACAUAACCCAGCUUUGGCUGAACAGCUCGCGCCUUAGUGGGCCUAUUCCCCCUGAGAUUGGCAAAUGCACGGCGCUGCAGUCUCUCAGCCUGCGCAGCAAUUUCAAUUUGAAUGGGUCCAUUCCCCCAGAGAUCGGCCAGCUGUCAAAUCUGGUAACACUGGAUUUGGGAAGCACCGGUCUCUCUGGGCCCAUCCCAAAGGAAGUUGGCGAUCUGGCUAGCCUCCAAACACUCAAUGUGGCUUCCAGCCCUUUCUCGGGACCCGUGCCAUGGGACGCCCUGUGCGGUUUACCAAACCUUUCUUCGCUCUGGUUGAACUUCACUUAUGUUGAGGGGCCCAUCUCAGCGGGUAUUGGCAAGUGUGCAGCACUACAAGGGCUCAGCUUGCGUGGCAGCUCUAAGGUGAACGGUUCCAUUCCCAAGGAGAUCGGCCAAUUGACCAACCUGACAAUUCUUGAUUUGGGUAGCACGAACCUGACUGGGCCUAUCCCGGGAGAGAUAGGCGGGCUCGUUAGUCUUGGCUUGCUAAAGCUGGGUAACAGUAACUUCACUGCCCCAGUGCCCUGGGAAAGCUUGUGCCAGAUGUCAAAGAUUACUUUCCUGGAUCUUGGCGGCAACUCAGAGCUCACUGGCCCAUCGCCCCCUCCCUGUUUUUGAAACUUGACCGGGUUGCAAAACCUGUUGUUAAGCAACAGCCCAGUCUUCAAUGGGACGGCGCUCCCUGUAGAGGUUUGCCAGUUGGUUAAGCUGCAAGUAGCGUAUAUGGGUUCCACUAACUUGACGGGUGUGAUUCCCGCUUGCGUGGGCAGCAUUUCUGGGCUCCAAGAGUUGGCCCUGUUUAGUAACGCUUUAGUUGGGGGGAUCCCUCCCGAGCUUGGGUUGCUGCGUAACCUCUCUCUUCUGAGGCUUCGAGACAACCAGCUGACAGGAAACCUCCCUGAAGGGCUCAAGGGGUUAUCUCAGCUAACCACAUUGGACCUCAAAAACAACAAUCUAAACGGCCCGCUGCCUGCUGAGGUGUUUGCGAACCUCCGUCAACUUGAAGAGUUGGACCUAUCCAACAACACUUUUACGGGGCCUAUUCCCACCGAGAUCGGCGCCAGCGGAGAAAACCUAACCGAGCUUGACCUAGCCCACAACAGCCUAAACGGAGUUAUCCCCCCCGGUCUCGGUAAUCUGGCCAACCUUACCCACCUUGACCUCAGUUACAACCGGCUGUCGGGGGCGCUUCCAGCUGAGCUGCGAGGCCUUCGACCGUCUAAACUGGAAGCAAUCUAUCUCUCCUUCAACAAUUUGACCGGUGACGUCGCUCCAAUCGGCCACCUUACCGGCCUGUCGGAUAUAACCCUCAACAACAACAACUUCAGCGGGCCUAUUCCCACUGGGUGGUUCAACAGUACCCAGCUCCAGGUUUCAAACCUCGCCUUCAACAGCUUCUCCGGACCCGUUCCCUUGGGGAUUCGCAACAUGGCACCCCCCGAUCUCAGUGCCGUGCUGGCUUUGUUCUUUGCCGGGGCGCCCGCCUUUGUGCUCAGCAUACUGGAGGAGGUUGCGGGGUCAAUCUUUAUCGGGCUCAAUUCCAACCGACUCUCCGGCAGCUUUCCGGACAUCGGACGGCCAAACUACACUGCAGCGAUCAACGUGUCCGACAACAAUUUUUCGGGGACGUUUCGUGCAGGGCCCUUCAAGAAGAAGAAUGUCACCGCGAGCUUCUUAGAGCUCAUCAAUAACGGCCCCCUGGACCUGAUUCCCGGGUACAACCUCAGCGGCUUGGAGCUGGUUUCCCUACCCAAUAUCUCCGGAACUGGUGCCCCCCUAAUUGCGCCCCAAAUGCGCGCGUUAAACGUAGCCGGCCGAGGGAUCCCCCCGACCGCCAAACUGGACCUGAGGCGAGUUCCUGCCACGUGCCCUUACGUCUCUUACGCCCAGCCUGAGGGUGGCGUCAUCACUGACAUCACUUUUUGGGACGCGUGCGAGAAAUCUUUCGGAUGCGUAGUGAACCUGAUCGGGACCCGGGCCAAGCUGAGCCGCGCGACCCGGGAGAAGAUCUGCCUCAGCAAGAUCUCGGUGUUUCUGGCGGGCGAUUCGCCGGGCGUCCGGUUCUCGGUGGGGGGACCGGGUUCCGCGUUUCUGAACAACAGUCAGGGCAGCGUUUACUUCAACGACUCUGCCUUUGUCGACCACCUCGAUUUGGGCCCCGGGGGCGUUGCUUACACCGGCGUCGGCUUUGCGCGCGUGCAAGAAGGGAACCUGUGCCGGAACGAGGGGGCCUCGGGAGUGGUGGGCAUAACCUAUGGCGUCUUCGCAGCGCUUAUCCUGGUCAGCGCAGCCGCGUGGUGGGCUGUCCGUGCGACAGGUGUCCUCCAAAAUAUGGGCGGCAAGCCGACGCGGCCGCGCCUCGCGGCCGCGUUUGGCGUGGGGGCCUACCUCUGGGGCAUCAUCAGCGUUUUCCUGGCCUGGGCCGAUCUCGUUUCGGACGUUUUGGUGGUUGUGGAGAUCUGGCGGGUUUGGUCUACCUGGGUUGUUCUAACCUCGAUCCUUGCACCGUUCGUGCUGAGUGCGUUGUGUGCUGGGCGCGUCCUUCUGGAGGACUCCAACCGCUGGUCGCCUUUCAAGGCUCGCCUCAAAUGGAUCCCUUUUUACAAGCUCCCCGAGCCGUCCGGUCCGCCGCCUCUGGGCGCCCUCCCUUGGUGGAAAUAUGGCCUUAUCCCGAUCACACUUCCCGCCACCUUUGCUUACGUCAUCGUUCUGGACUGCCUCGACCUGGUCGACAAAAUCGGCGGUCACCUGCGGUUCGGCUUCGACGUUUACUCCCUCCACCACUAUUCCCAGUUCCGGUCGCAACUGGACCUGGUAUUGCGGUCGGUACCGCAAGCGGUCUUCCAGACCGCGCUCUACCUGCUGGGCAGCUCGCGCGCCACGCGCAUUUACAUCGACGAGCAGAUUCUCCUGCGGUCUAUCCUGCUGUCGCUGCUGAACGUACUGGUACAGUUCAAUUUUCUCGUGCACGAGUGCCUCGUGACGCGCAUCCCGGUGUGGUUAAUCCUCCAGAGGCGCUUCGCCUCGCGCAACUGCCGCGCGACGCGCCUGCCCGAUGCGGCCGCGGGCGACGAGGAGGCCAACGACAAGCUUUCGGAGAAGGUCGGCGAGCUGUAGACUUCAGGGCUCAACCCGAGGCCCCGGCCGUUCGUUUGCAGUGAUUUAUACGUCAUAGCGGACAGAUUCAAAAGCAGCGAUAGUGCCUGAACGGAACGUUUAAGUGCCAGUGCACCCGGGGUGGAGACAAGCAACAAAAAAAGCUACAUAUAUAUAAAUGCAGACUAUGCUGACUGAAGGAAUUGCGUGCCGGAGAGGUCUCCUCACGAAUGCUGC
Molecule: messenger RNA, 3553 nt
Organism: Klebsormidium nitens
Lineage: Eukaryota; Viridiplantae; Streptophyta; Klebsormidiophyceae; Klebsormidiales; Klebsormidiaceae
Source: the annotation of a GenBank genome assembly